AGCCACUAACAGGAUGCACGGAGGGCCUCGGCCAUGUCACUGUCACAGUGUUUACCACAGGCUGCUGCUUCAUGGGGCCACCCCUUUACCCCUCAAGAAAGGGGUUUCCUGAAGCUGCAAGCCAUCACGUUAGAUAAGUGUGGACAGAACAUCAAGAGCUACAGCUUCUGAGACCGAAACACGUCUGGAACCAUGAGGAGAAGACAUCUACCUGUCACCUUGUGCACGUUCGUCAUCUUGCUCUGCUCUGCUGUAAAAUACAAAGUUACAGAAGAAGACCUCAUCCUCUUAUCUGGAGACCAUGACGUCCCUCAUUGUUUCUCCAGAAACCUGGAAUCUGUCACCUGUUACUGGGGGGCUGAGGAGCUGCUGACAGAUGCUGAGGAGCUGCUGACAGAUGCUGAUGCAAGAAGGGAAGAUGCCCCCUAUAGAUUUCAUUACAGCUAUGAUAAACUUGUUUUCAUUCCCCACAGGGAAUCGGAGAAGGACUGUGAGCUCUCGGUACAGACGGGUCCUGGUCGUCGCACCCUCUACGUCUGCGAGGAUGACGAGGUCGUCCUGUUCAAUGACCUUAAUGUUUGUGUGAAGGACAAGAUGACAAACCAGACUCUGCGCAGCCGCACAUUCGAAUUAGAGCUUUUUGCGAUAUUACCGCCUCCGCAGGACAUAAAGGUCGUGUGGGAAGAAAGUACUGAACGGUUCCGAGUCACCUGGAAACCUCCGGAUAUGGAUAUGAACUUUAUGUUCAAAUACGAGGUCCAGUUCUGGUCGACUGAGGAGCAGCACGAGUCUGUGAUAGCAGAGGAGAUGAAGGAGGUUCUGCUCCCGCACCUCAGGCCCAUUCAGCUCUACCACCUCCGGGUCCGCACAUCAUGGAAGGCGGAGAAGCCAUCACUAUGGGGUCCCUGGUCCGGGGCUGUCACCUUCAAUGGUCUGGAGUUUGCAGAAAACAUUGGGCUCCACUGCUUCACCUCUGACCUCUCUCAGGUCUGCUGCAAGUGGGAUGAAAAGAUGGACGCCUCUUUCCUCCAGGUGCACUAUAGAUAUGGACAAGAGAGCACCUCCACAUGGCAGCCGUGCGAGGACUCUGCACAUCCGAGGGACUGUCACUGUGUGUUCCCAUCAAGAAACGACAGGUCCAUGUCUGUGACACUGAAAGUAACAUUUGUGGAUGGGAAGGAAGACUUAUAUUAUCAUAAGCCCUUCUGGAUCAACCAUGUAGUGCUCCCACCAGCCCCAGAGCUGCACAUCCAUCGACUGCCUGGGAACAAGCUGGCUCUUAACUGGACAAGUCCAAUCCCAGGUCUCGGAAAACACCUGAUCUAUCAGAUCCGCUUUUCAAUUGACAAUGAGAAGUCCUGGACGACUCUGCAGGUCCCGUCUGGUGUUAACAGCAAGCUGAUGUCCAUGGUCUCUGAUACAAGCUAUACCCUGCAAAUCAGAGCAAGUCCCAACCAAAAGGAAAUCCAAGGAUCCUGGAGCCAGUGGUCUGCAAGAGUCUCCACCAAAUCUCCUUCCAGUAUUGCCUGGGUGACUCCAGUGAUCAUCAUUUCCAUUCUCAUUUUCCUGGCUGCUGUACUUUGCCUGCCUUGUGUCUUCCCCUCACUUUACAGGAAGCUGAAAGACAAGUUGUGGCCUCCUUUACCGAAUCUUCACCGAGUGCUGGACACAUUCCUGGCUGAGAUCCAGAAACAGUAUCAGCCUGAUUCUACUCCGUAUCAGAAGCCUCUAGAGGAAGCAGCGCAACCGUCACGUUUGGAGAUCCUCUGUGAACUGACACUAACCAGUGAAGGUCAGCAGGUAUCCCGGGACUAUGUUCAGCUGGCUCCACUGAGCUACCAGAAUGAGGAAUACUGGCCAAACCUGGAGCCUCUGGAGGUGAAUCCAGACCUCAGCGCCAAUAGUCAGCCUCCCAGUGGCCUCACCAACAAGACGUACCUGCCCACUGUCUGGAGCUCGCUGUGAUGAUGACAAAGGCACAUUGACAUGAACACUGUAUAGGAAGAAGAUAUCCGUCCUGAAAACAUUGGAUAUGAAUUUAGCGAUCACUAUGGAUCCAUUCUCAUUGGGGCAAAUCUUUAAAAAUUGCCACAGUUUUUUGGAGGAGACGUGGAGCAGAGCAGUAAUCUCCAACCUGUGACUGAAACUGACACUCCUAGUGUCCGCUGACAGUUAUAGGUUAUCAAGGCAUGCUGGGAGUUGUAGUUUUGCAACC
Molecule: messenger RNA, 2215 nt
Organism: Bufo bufo (common toad)
Lineage: Eukaryota; Metazoa; Chordata; Amphibia; Anura; Bufonidae
Gene: MPL
Product: MPL proto-oncogene, thrombopoietin receptor
Exons: 12
Coding region: 193-1965 (590 amino acids)
Biological process (GO): cytokine-mediated signaling pathway
Cellular component (GO): external side of plasma membrane
Molecular function (GO): protein binding; cytokine receptor activity
Source: RefSeq, a predicted model, not a curated record